Messenger RNA from Elephantulus edwardii (Cape elephant shrew), 474 nucleotides. It is a transcript of the gene LY75, whose product is annotated as lymphocyte antigen 75. The coding region runs from base 1 to 474 and encodes 157 amino acids. The transcript is spliced from 3 exons. Lineage: Eukaryota; Metazoa; Chordata; Mammalia; Macroscelidea; Macroscelididae. Gene Ontology annotation, molecular function: signaling receptor activity. The record is from RefSeq and is a predicted model, not a curated record.
AUGAGGACGCCCCCGGCGAAUCCCCACAGCACGGCGAGCUUCCUCUUGCUGCUCGUGGGGUGCUUCGGGCCCGCGGAGCCCUCUGGCACCACAGGUAAUGAUCCAUUCACCAUCGUCAAUGUAAACACGAGCAAGUGUAUCAAGCCGCUGAAUGACUGGAUUGUAGCAAAGGACUGUCAGGACACCGAGGACAUGCUAUGGAAGUGGGUGUCUCAGCAUCGGCUCUUUCAUUUGCAGUCUCAGAAGUGUCUGGGCCUAGAUAUCACCAAACCCGUGGAUUCCUUGCGAAUGUUCACCUGUGACUCCAAGGCCAUGCUGUGGUGGAAGUGUGAGCACACCUCUCUGUAUGGAGCUGCCCAGUACAGGCUGUCUCUGAAGGACGGACACGCUAUCGCAAGUACAAGAUCAUCUGAUGUCUGGGUGAAAGGAGGCACAGAGGAGGGCCUCUGUGACCAGCCUUACCAUGUCCUGUAG